This is a messenger RNA of Acanthaster planci (crown-of-thorns starfish), 2411 nucleotides long. Its product is annotated as microfibril-associated glycoprotein 4-like. The record is from RefSeq and is a predicted model, not a curated record. NCBI's taxonomy places the organism in Eukaryota, Metazoa, Echinodermata, Asteroidea, Valvatida, Acanthasteridae.
AGAGGUUUGUAGUCGCCAGCAGUAGUUAUAAAGGGAACAGCAAGCACCCCGUAGUUCCAGGGGUCGACUUUGUGAGAGACUAGCUAAAGAUCAAGUUGGCCUGAGUUUGCUGUUUGUGUGUCAUCAAGCAUGUCGAAGUGGUUCGCCAUUUCGAUCGCGUUUUGCGGAGCUUGUUUCUUCGCGUUAGUGCGAACGAGCAUCGCUUCUUCGUGCACCUCGGACUGGUCGUACAUGUCCCGGGAAGCGGCCGAUCAGGGCCAACGCCUGGUCGGCCACCUUGUCCGCAACAUCACCGGGGUGCGGUCCUCAGCCGAGUGCUUGAGCUUCUGCCUACGGCAGGGCACAAGCUGCCAGUCCAUGAACUUCGCCGAGCGGCUGGGCAUCUGUCAGGUGAACGGGGCGACUAGAUCCACUGACCCAAACGACCUGGUGGAAGACACAGAUUUUGAUUACUACGACCCCCCUUCCAACGGUCAUUGGCAGGAUACUCCCGCCUUCACUUGCUCCGAUACUGACGUGUGCUACAACUCGGGCUCAUGCACCGAGUUCUGCCACCCGCCCUGGUUCCGAUGCGAGUGUGCCUCUGGCUUCGCUGGAGAACAGUGCACUCUAUCAACGUCGUACGAUGGGAUUGCGUCGUCCUGCAACGCCUACCGUAACAGCGGCCACGCCACCAGCGGCGUGCUCCAGGUUAAGCCGGACAGCGGAGCGGCCUUCGAUGUCUACUGCGACAUGACCACAGACGGAGGAGGCUGGGCCGUAUUUCAGCGACGCUGGGACGGCUCUGUGGAUUUCUACCGCUCUUGGAGCGACUACGUCAAUGGGUUUGGCUCCCUCAGUGGUGAGUUUUGGUUAGGGCUCGACAAGCUCUAUCGUCUGGCCUACACCACGAGGACUCUCCGCGUCGACUUGGUGGACUGGGGCUCUGGAGCCUACUAUGCCCAAUACGCCUUUUACAUCCACAAUUCUAACGACAGGUAUCGUGGUUUCUUCUGGAGUUACAGCGGUAAUGCAGGCGACAACCUGCACUAUCACCAUAAUUGCGUGUUCUCGACCUACGACUACGACGGCGACAACUGGGGCGACAACUGUGCCUCCUACUACCACGGCGCCUGGUGGUACAACGCCUGCCACGGUUGCAAUCUCAACGGGAAGUACAUCAACGGGGGACACACAUCAGAGCACGCGAGGGGAGCCACGUGGAGCGCGCUCCACGGGCAGGAUUAUGCGCUGAUGCAGACCUAUAUGAAAGUACGAUAAACGGAGCCUGCGCCGAUGAUCGAUAAAAUUUGCCUUCUCUGAGUUUGCGUCUGUAGACCUGAAUUGUUUCUUCACAGUCCCGUUUUUAGGAGGGUCCCUUUCAUGAUCAUGGUGUAGUUCUGACAAAUUACAGAAAAGAAUCUAAAGGGGGCGCACUUGCAAUCCCUUUUUUCGUUGUUUAGGAGAUUUUUUUUUCUGUUCUUGGUUUGUAAGGUUGCCUGUUUUUCCUUUCCUGUCUCUUCGUUGAUGCAGAAAUUUUCACUCAGAUGACAAAGAAAUGUACCACACUCACGCGUUCAGGUUUUGCGUCCACAUGCCCCCAUCCAAGUUCGUUCAGGGAUUCGUAACUAACUACGCGUUCGUCACGAGCAUCCCUUUCUAUCUGCUCCGAGCAGGAACAAAAGAGGGCGUGUUUUGAAAUGAAAUUGACAGUCCUUUGGUACUCACGCACUGCAUAGGUGCGCAGGUUUAUGCGCGUUUGACGCGGAGCACGCUGAGUACGCGCAACAAUUUUAGUCUAGAAUUUGUGGUCUUCGCGUGCACAUCGAACGCGUGCAAGAACCCGCUUGUAACCACAUGUCUUUCUAUAUGUAUAUACGAUAUAUGUAUUUGGUAACAAUUGAACAAUUAAAAAAUUCGAGAUGUAACAACUUCCCUUCAGAGAAAAAAAGAUCUUUUUAAAGAUCUAACAUUUUGUACAGUCUGUCAAUGUUUCUCUUCAAUAUUCUACCUACUUCGCAAAAACAUCUGUAGUGCAUGUGAGUGUUGCAACCGUUUUUUCCUUCUGUCUUGAUAAUAGUUAUGUCCACCUUCCCUGACCAAUUAAUCUUUUUAUUAAAGCUUUUCUAAAUAUUAUUAGAACUGGGUUUAAUUUAAUUAAAAUCGUAUUUUUCUAUUUCAGCUCAGUUUGUAAUUCAUUGAACUGAUCAUAGUGUGUAGCAAAUAAUUUUGCGGUGUAAGAAAGAGCGGGAUCGAAACGUGUUUGGAGACUAAACAAUAUAGGCCUGUAUCCAAAUCCAGAACGUCUGUCAAUUGCUAAACAUUAACCCACGAUACUCUGAACAUGUUUGGUAUAUUUAAAUAUGCUUACAGGGAGACAGCGAAGAUAUUAAAACAUGUUUCAUCACUAAACAGACUUUGUGAUAUUGGUA